AUAAAAACAAACUCCGUCCCCAACAAACAAACACACCCCCCUCCACCAACGAAAAAAGAAUUUAGGGUUUCCACUUUUUAAUUUCCUUUUUUUUUCUUUUUCAUUUUUUUUCCAUCUUGAUUUUCUCUCUCUCUCUCUCUCUCUGUCAGCUUUGAUUUUCCUUCCCUCCUAACACCAUUGAAGCUGUUACCAUUUUCCCUCUUCCCAGCUUUGCUUGGUGAGAGGGGAUUGAUUUUUCCUCAAAGAAGAAGAAAUUAAAUAAAUAAAAAUAAAAAUAUAAAGCGUUUGAUUCUGCUUCUUUGGAGGUUAAUUUCCCGGGAAAAUUUGCCUCCUUUUCCAGUGUUCUCUCUCAGCUUCCACGGAGGAAUUUAUAUGGCUGGUGGGUGGAGUCAAAAGAGAAAGGAGGGAAACUUUCAUUGGAGGAUCUAAGAUUCAAGAGAGAGAGAGAGAACUCUAAUUUUUUUCAUUAUUUUUUGUUAGUAAAUAAUUAGAUUGCUUGAGUUUGAAUGCAUAUUGAUAUAUGGAGUCAGAAAUAUUUUCACCUCCAAGAGAUUUGGUGAAAUGUUGUGAUUGCGGUUGUACUACAUGUUCUUUGAUUGGUGAUCCUUCACGUACUUGGCUUCGGUCUGUGAAACGAAAAUAUGAUGAGUUUGAGACUGGAAAUGGGUUUUAUGUUCCUGGGUUGGAUCUUUAUUCCAAUGCCAGAGUCCAAAUUGAGAAUGAAUGUGCUGCUUUGCGGGAGACGGUUAGUAGCCAACAAGCAGCAAUACAGGAUUUGUAUGCAGAACUGGAGGAAGAGAGAAAUGCCUCAUCAUCAGCUGCAACUGAGGCCAUGUCAAUGAUAUUGAAGUUGCAGAGGGAGAAGGCAGAGAUCCAAAUGGAGGCAAGGCAAUUUAAGCGUUUUGCGGAGGAGAAAAUGGCACAUGACCAGCAGGAAAUAACGGUUUUGGAGGAUCUGUUGUAUAAGAGAGAUCAGGCCAUUCAAGCUCUUACUUGUGAAGUGCAGGUGUACAAGCAUAGGAUGAUGAGUUAUGGACUUACAGAGGCAGAGGCUGAAGGGGAGAAGGAUGUACAGAUCCGGAAUCUGGGUGUGGCUGAGAACUUUGGUGCCCAAGUUGAUCUUCCUGCAUAUGAUUAUCCUCCUCUAAAGUGCAAUUUGAAUGAGAAUCCUGGUGAUGAUGUUGAAGAUGUUGAGAAAUAUGCAUUUGGUGAGACCCCUCGUGCCCGAGAGCACUUGAGGAAUCUAGAACAAAGAAUCUGCCAAAUGGAGAGGAAUCCCAGCAGCAGUCAUCUAAGUCAGGUGGAUGGAGAUUUUCCUGGAACAAAGAAUGUUUUGGAGAAGGUGAUAGUUGGUCAUUCUCCUAGGCGACCUAGACAUUCAAGGAGGGUUUCAACUGAUAGUUUAAAUUCAGUCCUGGCUAAAGAGAUGGGUUCAGAGUUUACCAGUGAUUCUCCCAGGUUUAACAUUGGUUCUCCCAGGUUUAAUACUAGUUCUCCCAGGUUUAAUACUAGCUUCAAGAAGAUGGAGUUCGUUUCAGAAAUGGAGGAGAUUUCCAGCUCAAGAAGAAUGGAUAAUGCUUCAGAAGUUGGAGAUGACAUGAGUGACAGAGUUUAUACGAUUGAUUCUGUCCAUAAUGGAGUGCCCUAUAACGGAACUACGGAACCCAAACCUGGAGUUGGAAUAUGUGAUGAUUAUGCAUCCACUCCAAGGGAGACAUUGAAUCUGCCUGAUGUUAGUGAUCCUGAUAUCAAGAAGCUCUACAUGAGGCUUCAGGCCCUUGAGGCUGACAGGGAAUCAAUGAGACAAGCAAUAAUAUCAAUGCGAACUGACAAAGCACAGUUAGUAUUAUUGAAAGAAAUAGCUCAACAUUUGUGCAAGGAUAUCUCACCGGAAAGACGCGUGAUUGUGAGGAAGCCAUCCAUUCUUGGAAGCCUUCCAUUCAUGUCAGUCUUCAAGUGGAUCGUGUCCUUCGUUUUCUGGAAGCGGAAAGCUCGUCGAAACAAGUACCUGUAUGGAUUGUCAGCAAACAAUGUUGGCUUGCUAAUGCUUCUAGACAAGGGGCCUCGACUGAGGCAGUGGAGAUGCCUUUCAAGCACACAAGUGUGAAAGGGAUUCGAUCACUUCCAUGUCCAGAUGAAGCCUAUAAUUGCAACUGCGAAUGCUGAAUGGGUUUGAUGAAGCUAUAAAGUGUUUACUUUGCAUCCAUUUUUUAUGGAUUCCUGGGUGCUGAAUUUGGUAUAUUGUGCAGUGUUCUUUUAUUUCAUUUUUUUGGGAUUGAAUACGUUUUGCUGCUUGAUCAGCAAAACAUGGAUGCAUGUGAGCGUACUCGCUCAUAUAGUUUGUUGGAUUUGAGCUUGAGGCAUGUGUCAUUUGGCGAUCUUCUCCUGUAUAUGUCAGAUUCUUGUAUGAUUCUCAUUCAAGUAUGCAGUGUUUAUACUUGUCCAUUUCAAGCAAUGGUUAGUUCCAAA
Molecule: messenger RNA, 2469 nt
Organism: Theobroma umbraticum
Lineage: Eukaryota; Viridiplantae; Streptophyta; Magnoliopsida; Malvales; Malvaceae
Product: myosin-binding protein (Protein of unknown function, DUF593)
Source: RefSeq, a predicted model, not a curated record